Monopterus albus (swamp eel) is the source of this 2709-nucleotide messenger RNA. It is a transcript of the gene cdkl1, whose product is annotated as cyclin dependent kinase like 1 (CDC2 related kinase). Gene Ontology annotation, biological process: protein phosphorylation. The record is from RefSeq and is a predicted model, not a curated record. Gene Ontology annotation, molecular function: ATP binding; protein serine/threonine kinase activity. The transcript has 10 exons. Gene Ontology annotation, cellular component: nucleus. NCBI's taxonomy places the organism in Eukaryota, Metazoa, Chordata, Actinopteri, Synbranchiformes, Synbranchidae. Bases 238 to 1290 code for a protein of 350 amino acids.
AGGACCGGAUGUACGCGACCCGACUUUAAGCAGCAGACUGUGGCUGUGCAGGACAGUCGAGCUGCGGUCGCCCAACUUGUAACGAGGCGUAUGGAGCGAGAAACGGUCUGCUUCUGAAUUUCUAGCUGAGAAACAUCUGAAGACAUUUUCUCUGACGGCUGCAGAGACAGUCCUCCUUACCCGGACCCACCUGGACAGUAGUUUUUACUUUUGGAUGACAUCUGGUUCAGGCUAAGAAUGGAGAAGUACGAGAAGAUUGGAAAGAUCGGAGAGGGCUCCUAUGGUGUCGUCUUCAAAUGCAGAAACAAAGACACGGGGCAGAUAGUUGCCAUCAAGAAGUUUGUGGAGUCAGAGGAUGAUCCCAUCAUUAAAAAGAUAGCGCUGAGGGAGAUCAGGAUGCUCAAGCAACUGAAACACGCCAACCUGGUGAAUCUGAUCGAGGUUUUUCGACGUAAGCGGAAGCUUCACCUUGUGUUUGAGUACUGUGACCACACAGUCCUCAACGAGCUGGACCGCCAUCCCAGAGGUGUUCCAGAGCAUCUUCUAAAAAGUAUAACUUGGCAGACGCUUCAAGCCGUCAACUUCUGUCACAAACAAAAUUGCAUUCACAGAGACGUCAAGCCAGAGAAUAUUCUCAUCACCAAACACCAAGUCAUCAAACUCUGUGACUUUGGCUUUGCCAGGAUCCUCACUGGUCCAUGUGACUACUACACAGACUACGUGGCCACUCGUUGGUAUCGGGCCCCUGAGCUGCUAGUGGGAGACACUCAGUACGGCCCCCCGGUGGACGUAUGGGCGAUUGGCUGUGUGUUCGCAGAGCUGCUGUCAGGGAUUCCUCUGUGGCCCGGGAAGUCCGACAUGGACCAGCUGUACCUGAUUAGAAAGACUCUGGGAGACCUGAUCCCUCGACAUCAGCAGGUCUUCAGCAACAAUCAGUUCUUCAGUGGAGUUUCCAUCCCCGAGCCACAAGAGAUGGAACCUUUGGAGCAGAAAUAUCCGAACCUCUCCCACCAAGCUCUGAGUCUCAUGAAGGGUUGUCUGAGGAUGGACCCGUCCGAGCGGCUGACCUGCGAGCAGCUCCUCCAGCACCCGUAUUUCGACAGCCUGCGAGAAAAGAGCAAGAGCUCGUCUCGAGAGCAGGAACGCUCCAGCAACAAGAGGACCCGUUUCCCUCGCAAGCACCUUCCUCCUGGGUAUUUGCCACAGCUGACGGGCAGCAGCAUCUUCCCAGCUCUGGACAAUAAGAAGUACAACUUGCGCAAAUUCAACUACCACCUACCAAACAUCUAAACACACUGACCCUGACCUGGAUUUAAUCCUGAACACCAUCAACUGUGAAUGUUUUCUGAACAUCUCAAGAAAUGAAGCAGAUUAUGGUAGCACCUUGUUUUUUUAAAAAUCAUUUAAGAGGUUUCAACCAAUUUUUAAAAUAUUGCUUUUCCACAUGAGGUAUGUCAGGUCUCUCCUGAAACUGAUAUCAGUCUCUAUGCACUAUUUCCAAACAUGUCGGUUUAUACACGUUGCCUACAUUUCAAGCUCAUUUCGUUGUGUUUUGUAUAGUUGUGUAAAGACGAAGAGCGAUGUGCCGCUCUGCUUGUAGCUGCUGAGUAGACAGGUAAAACUGGGAUGUACUGCCUGGCCUGAUUUGCCAAAUGUAUUUUUAUAUAAUGUAAGAGUGACAUGUUUAAUGUUGUGUAACUGACUGUUGAGGACACAAACUUUGAUGUGAAAUGACUUCGGCAUUUCUGAAUAUGAUAUUUAUUGACAGCAGGAGUGAGUACAGUUGUAAACAUUAAAGCUGAUUUAGCACAAUUUUGGAUAAAUCAAGUAAAAAACUGUCUAGAAAUGUUUUUCCCUGCUCUACUGUCCCCCUCCCACCUUGCUAAGCUUCAGGCCCUGUGUUUAUUUCUUUCCCUCUAUGGCCAGUGUUGUUAAAAUCUGAGAUGUUAAAAUUUACACCAUCAACAUAACUAGAAAAGUGGGGAGUUUGUUCAGCUAUCAAAGUGUAACGUGAUUUCAAUUUAUUCACUUAUAACUCAUGGUUAUGUCACAAUAUGUGUGUCACGUAUGUAACACUGAACACAAUGCAAUAGUAGCUGGAACAUUAGAAAUAUCAAUAUUACUGGGAAAAAUCAUUCCUCUGUAUGACUUGCUUGUGUUAGGUAGGAAAAAGGGUCAUUGUUGUUGUACUGCCACAGAAAACCACAGGCUCUAUGGGCUUUAUUCCAUUUGUGUUAAUAUUACUGCUGAGCUGCUUGACGGCCGGGUCCGUCUCUGGCUGUAGUUACCACAUAGGACAAAGUUUCCCAAGGCAGGAGGGGCAAGGAGGAGCAGAGGGAGAAGAGGAGGGGUUACUGCCUGAGUUUGUUUUGAUUUUCACUCACUCUCUAACAGUUGAAUAGUUAGAGGGCCGAAGUUAGCUAGAGCAGUUUUAAUUUUAACCUACCUUUACUAGCUUUUAGCAGUAACAGUACCACAUUGUUGUUUCUGGGACUUUGGUGCUAAGGAUGUUUUCAGCCAUCUGUCUGUCCUCAGAUGUUGUACAAAUGCCAAAUUCAUCUAAAGAGAAAUCAUUUAAGACUCGUGAAGCUUUGAAAUCCUCAGUGUUGUUACAAACUGUUUCUCUCUGUGUACACACAUAUCAGAUUAUAAUAAACUAUCAUUAUGUCAAAGAAAACUGGUGUCAGCAGUAUAAAGUGCUUUAACUUU